AAAUGGGAGCACUAUAAAAUUGAGUCACAACCCACUUGGCCCGUCAAAAGCGAAAGGACCCGCCUAACUCUUAACGAGUCCUAACCCCAAAAAUACACCACAAACCCUCUCCGGCCUCCCCUCACAGUCUUCUCGAAUCUUCAUCUCUCGGGCAAAACUAUCAUCUCCCCUUACAAUUCACCACUCAAAACCCAAAAUUAGGGUUUUAAUUCGUCCAUUUCUCCUACCAAUCUGCACAAUUUGCAUGCCAUGCCGCGGCCACGCCUCGACCGCUUGGCUUUUUAGGGUUCCGCUUGAACUGUCCGAUGCCGAAUCACAAAUCGUCCAGAGGGGCUCAAUUGGGUGAAGUCAUGUCGAAUUCGAAGCCUGGGGUCGACCAGGAGUCGUGUUCGAGAUCGAUCAGCGAGACUGUCAAUGGGUCUCACCGGUUCACGAUAAAGGGGUAUUCUUUGGCCAAAGGGAUGGGUGCCGGAAAGUACAUAAUGAGCGAUACGUUUACGGUGGGUGGCUACGAUUGGGCAAUUUACUUCUACCCCGACGGCAAAAAUCCUGAGGAUAGUUCCACGUACGUCUCCGUUUUCAUUGCUCUGGUCAGUGAGGGUACGGAUGUGAGGGCUUUGUUCGAGCUGACUUUGGUGGACCAGACCAAGAGUGGGAAGGACAAGGUGCAUAGCCACUUUGAUCGCGCGCUCGAGAGCGGGCCGUACACGUUGAAGUACAGAGGCAGCAUGUGGGGUUACAAGAGAUUUUUCAAAAGAUCAGCCCUCGAAACUUCUGAGUUUCUAAGGGAUGAUUGCCUUGUAUUGAACUGCACUGUUGGAGUUGUCAGAACUCGCCUUGAGCGACCAAAACAAUUUUCAAUUACUGUACCAUCAUCAGACAUGGGUCAAGAUCUUAAGGACUUUCUAGACUCUGAAGCUGGUUGUGACAUAGUUUUUCAGGUUGGCGAUGAAUUGUUUAAAGCUCACAAGUUGAUACUUGCUGCCCGUUCUCCUGUAUUUAGAGCACAGUUUUUUGGACUUGUCGGGGAUUGUAGCAUAGAUAAAGUAGUUGUGAAGGAUGUUGAGCCCUUUAUCUUCAAGGCAAUGCUUCUGUUUAUUUACACGGACAAACUUCCUGAUGUACACGAAGUUAUGGGCUCAUCACCAUUGUGCACAUUCACUGUCAUGGUGCAGCAUCUUUUGGCUGCUGCGGACCUGUAUAAUCUAGAACGACUGAAAGUAUUGUGUGAAUCAAAGUUGUGUGAAGAAAUCACUACUGAAACAGUUGCGACCACACUUGCUCUAGCUGAACAACAUCACUGUCCGCAGCUCAAGGCUGUGUGCUUAAAAUUUGCAGCAAAUCCUGCAAACUUAGGAGCUGUGAUGCAAUCAGAUGGGUACAAGCAUCUAGAAGAGAGCUGCCCCUCAAUGUUGCUGGAGUUGCUAGAGACAUUUGCAGCAGUGGAUGAGAGUUCAAGUCUUCUGUCAAGUAGGAAGAGGAGUGGCAGCAGCAUAUAUGGGCUAGACUUGCCAGCAGAUGGUGGCGGGGCUGUAGCAGAAUCAGCAAAUCCCAAUGGAAGGCGUGUGAGGCGGCGGUAUUAGUGUAUGUAGUUACCUUUAGGUGCCACAAACCUGAAAGGAGUGGUCUUAGGAACAAAACGGUAGUUAUGAAUGGCAUGCGGAUAAUAGUCACUUAUCAUUUCCCAUUGUGUUAGACACUCCUUGUAUAAAGUUUCGAUGUCAUUUCCUUUGUUAUAUCAGGUUUGGUGGGUGGCUCUUUUGGAAGUGAACUGAGAUUUGAAUGUGUUACAUUGUGCUUCAUGUAGAAUUUGUAGGUAGACUGUCAUUUUGAAUGGAAUUAUAUUAUUACAGAAAUGGCUCUAAA
Prunus dulcis (almond) is the source of this 1866-nucleotide messenger RNA. RefSeq names its product BTB/POZ and MATH domain-containing protein 3. The record is from RefSeq and is a predicted model, not a curated record. Gene Ontology annotation, biological process: protein ubiquitination. Gene Ontology annotation, molecular function: protein binding. NCBI's taxonomy places the organism in Eukaryota, Viridiplantae, Streptophyta, Magnoliopsida, Rosales, Rosaceae. The transcript has 4 exons. Bases 306 to 1583 code for a protein of 425 amino acids.